AUGAGCAGUGAGAUCAAACGACGAAUCUCGUUCUCAGCCGACUCGGUUCUUACCGCUGUCGUCCAGGAUGCAGACACUACAGAGCUAGUGCGCAUACUUGAUCACCAUGGAGACGAGAUUCGUGUCAACCAAGUCAACCACGUAGGUCUCACCGCGCUGCAUCAUGGCGUCCUUAGCAACAAUCUGGACGCCGUCAAGCUGCUGCUAUGCAACGGCGCCGACAUCAACGCGCAGGACGUUCAUGGCUUCUCUCCGCUGCACACCGCUGCGGCUUGCGGCUUCUUGCAGAUCGCCAGCCUUCUCGUGCUCUACGGGGCCGACGUGUUCUCCCUCACGGCGCAGAAAGAGACGCCGCUGGACGUUGCCAAGGACAUUGGCGUCAUCAGGCUGCUAGCAGACGAAAUGCGACGCCAUAUUCACCAAGAACUUUUCUUGACCUCCAUCGUCCGCAGCAAGGCGUACGAUACGUGGGUCUUGAUGUGCCGUUGUGCAGUGCGGUGCGUGGACGAACUCUUACACGUCGUGAUGCAGCUCUGGAGGCGCCAUAGAACGAAAGAGAAAGUGAAGCUAGAAAGCAGCAAGACAGAGAAUGGAAAGAAGGAAGAGUAG
This is a messenger RNA of Aplysia californica (California sea hare), 609 nucleotides long. RefSeq names its product protein phosphatase 1 regulatory subunit 12A. Bases 1 to 609 code for a protein of 202 amino acids. The record is from RefSeq and is a predicted model, not a curated record. Gene Ontology annotation, molecular function: protein binding; enzyme inhibitor activity; phosphatase regulator activity. NCBI's taxonomy places the organism in Eukaryota, Metazoa, Mollusca, Gastropoda, Aplysiida, Aplysiidae. The transcript has a single exon. Gene Ontology annotation, cellular component: cytoplasm.